Molecule: messenger RNA, 411 nt
Organism: Centruroides sculpturatus (bark scorpion)
Lineage: Eukaryota; Metazoa; Arthropoda; Arachnida; Scorpiones; Buthidae
Product: dual oxidase-like
Exons: 3
Biological process (GO): response to oxidative stress
Molecular function (GO): peroxidase activity; heme binding
Source: RefSeq, a predicted model, not a curated record
AUAGAAAGCCAACUUACUAGAAGAGCACCUUCAUCGUAUUCUGAUGGUGUUUACAUGAUGUCUGGCAUUGAUCGUCCAAAUGCUCGAAAAAUCAGUUUACAGAUUUUAAAUGGUGAAGAUGGUCAAGGAUCUAUUCGUAAUCUGACAGCAUUGUUUGCUUUCUUUGGUCAAGUUGUAACCUCAGAAAUACUAAUGGCGAGUGAACCUGGAUGUCCCAUAGAAGUGCAUCGAGUUAAAAUUGAUCGUUGUGAUACAACUUACGAUAGAAAUUGCAAAGGAGCUAAAUAUAUGCCAUUCCACCGAGCUCUUUACGAUUCUAAAACUGGACAAUCUCCAAAUAAUCCUAGAGAACAGUUUUCAUUCGUUCACAAGCAUAACUCUUGCUUGUCUCAAUAACAGAAUUGAAAACGA